AUGAUUGGUUCCCCAAAGUUGUUGCAAGCUAUCUAUGAAAAGCUCCUUAACAGAGGAGAGGAAACGCUCAGGAACUGUCUUACCAACUGGGAAGGACAGGAUGGCUUUGAAUGUGUCUAUGGAGCUCUAUUUGAGCUGUAUUGCCAUCGAAUGAUCGAAAGCAGCAAUGGGGACAAACCACUCAACAUGCGUAUGGUUUUUCGCAGCAACAACAAGAACGGCAAAACCAUCCAAGUUAAGCUACCUCAAACCAGCGGUACAAGCCGCUUCAAAUCCAAUGAUCCAGCCAUCCUUGGGGAAGAUCAGCAUGAAGAGGCUGUCACGACACUUGACAAAUACCACAGGCCCAUUUCCAGAAAUUUCCCUACUUAUGAUUCAGUCUUCUUCUUUGAGGGCAAGCAUUUUGGAGUGGACAAGCUCAAGACAAAGAAGAUCAUGCUGCUGCUGCAAAUGACUGUGUCUGGUGCAACAGGCUUGCCUUGUCGGCCAGAUCACUCCAUCAAGCAACACAUCAGAAAGAAGUUUAAAGCUGUUUUCAAUGAGAAGAUUCCUGGGUUCAAAGAGAAAGGGGAGGCUUACACUGCAUUCAUGGUCCCAACCGAGUGCUUCAAACCCUUCUUGUUCCAGGAAGAGAAAACGACUUCUGAUAGUGUAGCCAAAGUUGGUCAGCCAGAGUUCCAGCUAGUGUUUGGGGUCCCAGACGCCUUCCAUUACAAAAAGGAUCACCGCGAGGGGAAAAGCAUGCAGCGCAUGAGUUUCCUGCUGGUAAACGGAGGAAGAUGUUCCAUGAUUAUGAUGCUCAGGUUCGCUAGAUUAGAAUGCCUUUAG
This is a messenger RNA of Seminavis robusta, 828 nucleotides long. The record is from the annotation of a GenBank genome assembly. Lineage: Eukaryota; Bacillariophyta; Bacillariophyceae; Naviculales; Naviculaceae.